AUGCUCGCCUCCCGCGCCCUCGCCCGGGUGCGCCCAUCCGUCCUCCGCCUCCGCACCCCACCACGCACCACCACCACACCCCUCCGCAACACCUCAACGUCCUCAACCUCCCGCGCCGCCGAACGCCUGCUCGACCGCGUCCCCUCGCGCUUCCAGCGCUACACCACCGGCCUCCGCAAAGCGCCCCUCUCGCACAUCGUCGCUUUCCUCAUCCUCCACGAGAUCACCGCCAUCGUCCCGCUGCUCGGCCUCUUCGGCCUCUUCCACUACACGGACACCCUCCCGCUGGAGUACGUCACGGGGCACUGGGCCGACUACGUGCGUGACGGCGUCGGCAAGGCGGAGCGCUACUUCAGCCGCAAGGGCUGGUUCGGGUUCGGGGCGGAGGACCGCGGCACGAUGACGGGGGAGCUGGACGCAAGCGCGGGGCGGCUCGAGACGCGCGAGGUGGAGAAGAGGUGGGCGAAGGAGGAGGGGGCGGUCACGGGGAGCUUUGAGUACAGGACGACGCGGCCGACGGAGGAGAGUGCGAGGAGCACGCAGGAUGUUCUGCAGAGGUGGAAGGAGGAUGGGAAGUACAAGGUCGUGGUGGAGGUUGCGAUUGCGUGGGGUAUCACGAAGGCGCUUCUGCCGGCGAGGAUACUGAUUAGUGUUUGGGCGACACCGUGGUUUGCUGGUGUGAUGGGCAGGGCGAGAGGUUUGUUUAGGUCCAGCAAAUAG
Molecule: messenger RNA, 720 nt
Organism: Colletotrichum chrysophilum
Lineage: Eukaryota; Fungi; Ascomycota; Sordariomycetes; Glomerellales; Glomerellaceae
Exons: 1
Coding region: 1-720 (239 amino acids)
Cellular component (GO): mitochondrion
Source: RefSeq, a predicted model, not a curated record